AAAAAAAAAGUCAAAAAAUGGGCGCCUAUAAGUACUUGAAUGCCUUGUAUAAGAAGAAGCAAUCUGAUGCUUUGAGAUAUUUGUUGAGAGUCCGUGCUUGGGAAUUAAGACAAUUGCCAGGUAUCCACAGAGUUAACCACCCAACCAGACCAGACAAGGCUCACGCUCUUGGUUUCAAAUCCAAGCAAGGUUACGUCAUCUACAGAGUCAGAAUUCGUAGAGGUGGUCGUAAAAAGCAAGUCCCAGGUGGUAGAGUCAAUGGUAAGCCAGCUACUCAAGGUAUCCACUUGAAGCCAAAGAGAAACUUGCAAGUUGUUGCUGAAGGCAGAGUUGGUAAGAGAAUUGGUGGUUUGAGAAUUUUGAACUCAUACUGGGUUAACCAAGACGGUAGAUACAAGUGGUUCGAAGUCAUCUGUGUUGAUCCAUCUGCUGAAUCAAUCAGAGUUGAUCCACAAGUUAACUGGAUCGCUUCUCCAAAGCAUAAGCACAGAGAAAUGAGAGGUUUGACUUCCUCUGGUAAGAGACACAGAGGUCUCAGAACUAAGGGGUGUACCUCAUCCAAGGUUAGACCAUCCAGAAGAGGCGGUUGGAAGAGAAGAAACACCACCAAGUUGCAAAGAAAGAGAUAAAUCUGAGUGUUUGGUGUUCUCCUAUAAUAAAAUCAAUAUUAAAUUUAA
This is a messenger RNA of Naegleria gruberi, 677 nucleotides long. RefSeq lists its product as uncharacterized. Gene Ontology annotation, biological process: cytoplasmic translation. NCBI's taxonomy places the organism in Eukaryota, Heterolobosea, Eutetramitea, Acrasida, Naegleriidae. The transcript has a single exon. Bases 18 to 629 code for a protein of 203 amino acids. Gene Ontology annotation, molecular function: RNA binding; structural constituent of ribosome. The record is from RefSeq and is a predicted model, not a curated record. Gene Ontology annotation, cellular component: ribosome; cytosolic large ribosomal subunit.